This is a messenger RNA of Neospora caninum, 4050 nucleotides long. RefSeq lists its product as hypothetical. The transcript has 3 exons. The record is from RefSeq and is a predicted model, not a curated record. The coding region runs from base 1 to 4050 and encodes 1349 amino acids. NCBI's taxonomy places the organism in Eukaryota, Apicomplexa, Conoidasida, Eucoccidiorida, Sarcocystidae.
AUGGGAGGAAAGGAGCUCUUCUCCCCCGUGUUCGUUCUCGCUGCUUCCUUGCCGUCCGCCACGGCUCCGAAGCGCGAACUUCCGAAGUCUUCUUUCUCGCUUUCUCCCUCCCCUGCCUUCUCUUCUUUCUCUGCCUCCCCCUCUUCUCCCGCUUCUCCGUUCUCUGUUUCACCCUCUGGGGCGUCGUCGUCGACGGUGGCGAAGGGUCGGGUUGCUUACGAGGCUCUUCAGAGGGACGCAGAAGAAACUUUGGGCCAGAGCAAGAGCGGUGCGCUCAAGAGCUGCUGGGCUGCAGUGUUGAAGGAAAUCAACCGCUUGCAAAGCCUGCCAAGCGAGCAGGCGUGCAGCAGCCUCGGAGAGGCUUCUCGCGAGUACAUUGCGCUCCUGCGUGCGCGGUGUAUAUACACCCGAACCGGGCGCCCCUUUCCCACUGCAGAGAACGGCUGCUACCUACUUCCAGAAGACGUGCCUCAAUCUUGGCUUGCGCUGCAUCCAGAGGGAAAAAGUGAAAGCGGCGAAGAAGGCGAAGAAGAACAAAGAGAUGAAACGAGAGGAAUAACAACUGGAGAAAAAGAAGGGGCGAACAAAGAGGAAAACGAAGCGAAAGAAAGGAAAGACAGAAUCGACUCUUCCUACACUUCGCGAGAGGAGAAAGCAGAAGGCGGCAGAGACGCUGGCAACGCAGAGAGAAAAAACAGAGGAAGAAAGGAAAGAAACGAAGCACUGGAGAAUCCAUGUGUGACCCUCGAGGCUUUCCUCUCUCUCCAAAGCUCUCCAGAUAUUGAUAUGGAGUUACACCGGAGCGAUGGAGCAAAACCAGGGGAGCUUGCCGCUUCGGCCAUUUUGCCGGUUUCUUUUUCCGACGAUGCAGACACCGGAGGGGAAACGCUUUCUCCGCUUCUUCCCCCCGCCUCCUCUUUCUCAUCGGCGACAAGGAGGGCCGAAACUGCCACCGAAGAAGUGACGCCUCCCCAGAACUACUCGCUGCCUCUGUAUCGCGCUCUGGCGAGGCGUAGAGCCGGCGAGAGGGACACGCAACGCGACCUGAUUUUCAGAAACUUGAUGCAUGCAUGUGAACGCCUCAGACAAAGAAUCGUCGAUGGGUGCCAACAUGCAAAAUCCAUGGAAUUUGGAACCUUUGCCCUCGUUCGUGAACAAAUCAACCACAUCGACAACAUUUGCUUCUUCCUCCAUAGCGCGGAGUGGCAGCGGCGCAGCGAGGCGACUGUCAAUCGCUUGGCGCUUGCGUCUGGAGCCGUGGCUUCUCGUCUCCAGGCGCAGGCCCAGAACCUCGCAGAGAUGCACGCGAUUCAAAAGCAGCAGUUGGAGGGCGGCUGGCAGGUGACGCAGCUCUUGGCGAAUCUCCACGAGGGCAUGAAAGAUGUCUUCGCGACGCUGCACCAGAUCCGCAGUUUCCAUCGCUACCUGGCUGAAGCAGUCGGCAGCGCCCAGACUUUCGCGUUCUACUUUUUCGCCCUACUGCUCGCCUGCUUCUUCACGGCGCAUGCGCGAGUCCAGGCAGCCCGUCUCCCCCUCCUGCUCCUUCUCCUCGUCCUCGCCGGAGCCGAACUCGCGACCCGGAAGUGGGGCUCGCGUUUCCUCCUCGCUUUCUCAGACCUCCUCGGGAGACGCGGCUCUUUCGGUUCUGCUGGAGAGGAAAGCUCACGGAAGAACCCCCCCUUUCCCGACCUUUUGGGCGAAGCCUGGGAAGCUGCCAUGGCUGAUGUCGACACGGUUGCCUGCGGUCUCCGGUGUAUGUACACCUCAGCUGCAGUGCUGGUGUGGCUGCACCGAGCGCUGAUCCACAAGACCCCGGAGGAGCUGCUUCGGGAGGAGAUGAAGAAACUGCAGAAAGAAAUGCAAGACGUGCGUGAGGCGCUGUGUCAGAGGUCGAUUGCAGCUGCCGCCGCGGCGGCAGAGAUCGCCCGCGGGGACGCAAAAAUGAGCCAGGAGGCUGGCUUCUGCGAGAAAAAAAAAUUCCGGGUCUUUGUCCCGGGGCGUGGCACGGGGCUGUAUGGACAGCGGGCGGUCGCCGCUUCCCCAUCCAUGCCACGGGAGCGCGUGGAAUCGUUGUCGGCCGGGCAAGGUCAAGAACUGUCGGAGACGCAGACUCGGGGCGGCGAGGAGCCUCCUCCUGUCAGGGCUGUCACGUCACCCUGGGGACAAAGAUGUCGCGACACCGGAGAAGAAAGAAAAGAAAUCUGUAGACAAAGCGCAGGGAAGCAAGAAGCCGGAGUCGGCGCCGGGGUGACAAAACUCGAAAACGAAGUCGCAGAGCUUCGGGGUCGGCUUGCAAGACAGAACGCGGUGCAUCGGCAGCUGAUGGUCUUUUGCGAGGAGAUGCUGGACAAGUUUCGACGCGGUGAACAAGCAACGGAGGCCGACCUCAACCAAGCAGCAUCUCUCCAGAUUCUCUGGAACCAGAUGUGUGGUGUCGCGUCCCUCUCCGGAAGUCCCUCACACUAUCCUUCGUGUCCUCUCUCUCAUCCGGCCUUUGCCUCUCCGCUCUCGUCAUCUCUGUGUGGCACGCCGUUUUUCACGCCGGCGCCUUCCCAGCUGUCCUCUGGUUUUUUCUCGCCUGCAUCAUCGCUCGGCCCGGAGGCUUCGCUAAGGUGUACGUACACUGGGGGCUUGCCAGGGGACAGCGGCAACGCGUGCGAGGAGACAUCCGUUUCUUCUCGGGCGUGUUCCGGUCGACUCGGCCCUGUGUUGCGGAAGCUCACGGGGGAGGAUCGCGCCUCUGUCUCCUCACACCUCGAAGGGACACCGCCAGGAGGCAGGCAGCAACCGAACGAGGAAUGGAACGAUGUCUCUAACCUCAGCUUCGUAUCUACGGCAUCUUCCUUUUUUCGCGCGGUUCCUGUCGGGAAACAAGGCAGAGAGACCCCGAGCGGCUCCACGGCCCGCGCCAACGCAACCGGCUCGCCACGUGAAGCCCACGGCGUCUUCGUCGCCUCCGGGACUCCGCAGAGACACCUCUCCGGCGCGGGGGGCGACAUCUGCGCUGCGUUGUCUCUGGGGACUGUGGGGCGCGGAAGCAGACGCCUCGCGGGCACGGAGACGCACUCGUGGCUUGCCGCUGUCAGGCGACAGCUCGGCUGGGCGGCGCGAGGGCGAGCGUGCGGAGGCGUGACAAGGGAUGCUGUGUCGCUCUCGCGGCGCUACGACCGAGACGAAGGAGAAGAGGCAGACCCGACGUACGUUCCUUCGUCGUCAGAAGAUGACGAGCGGUGGGAGUCUGUAGCGUGCAGCGGGGCCGGACACUCGGAAAACCCCAAAGAGGAUGACGCAGGAAGGGCUAAGCAUCAACCCGCUCCGCAGCUGGUGGGAGGCGCUGGGGCGUGCAGGCAACGCUCAGGCGCUUUCGGGACUGUCUCUUCAGACGGACCAGGAUGCGAGGAGGGUGCGGCCUCGCCGAAGGACGAACAAGACGCAGAGCGCAGCUCCAGAGAUGAGAGGACGAAGCGGCUUUUAGGGUGCAUGGCGCAAAGGCAAGGGGAAGCAAAAGGUGGAGACAUCGCGAAGAACGAGAAAAGAGGCGACUUGCGUCGAAACCCUGUCCGGGGUGCGCGACCUCGCCGGUUCUUGGGCUGCGUGGAAACCGAAGCGCCUGGAGAUUUUGCGGCGCCCUGGGUGGCGAGAGUCUCAGAGCCUGGGCAAGCCCGGGCGCGUGGUGCGGCGAGGGCCAGACACGGCCGCGAGGGGAGGCAGGGAAGCACCGAUCGAGGCGAGAGAACGCCAGAACGAAACCGACAGAAGGCGAAAGAGGUGACGAGCGCGAACGCGCGAGAGGCGGAAAGGGAUAGCGGGAAAGAAGCAGGGAAACCGAGCACAAGUGCUGGAGAGAAAGAAGCGCGAAACGAGGACCGAAGGAGGGAGACGGAAAGGAAGAGAGAGAGAGCGAGAGAAGGGAAAGGUGACAGAGAGGAGAGGAAGACUCCUCAGGGGAAAAAACGCGUGGCGAAGACAGAGAGAGGGGGUGACGAAGAAAAGCAGGAGCGACACAAGCGGGGAACAGCCGAGGGAAAUGGCGCGCGAGAAAGCUGUUAG